AUGCGACGUGAAGACUGGACACAGGAAAAAGCUAAGGAAUCUGACAAACCUGACAGACAAGAGAAUAAAGAUCCAGAAACUGAAAGGACUUCAAAGAUAUUAUCUACAUGCACAGAAGUUUGUGGUAAUGACACUUUCCAUGGAAAAUCAUGUGGAAAAACAAUCCUUGUUGAAGUUCAUCCCAAGAAUGAUCCGCAGAAUUCCAUAAGAUUGUACGCAAUACUGGAUGAUCAAAGCAACUCAUGCCUGGCAAAAUCAAAAUUCUUUGAUCUCAUGAACAUUUACACUAAGGAAAUUCCCUACUCCUUAUCAACUUGUUCAGGAACGACAAAAACAUCUGGACGACGAGCAGCAAAUUUUCAAGUGAGAUCCCUCUCUGACGACUGUACUCUGGAUCUGCCUACAUUGAUCGAAUGCAACGACAUUCCCAAUUUCAGAGAAGAAAUUGCUACUCCUGCAGUAGCCAGAAGCCACGACCAUCUUACCGACAUUGCUGAUUGCCUGCCACCCCUUGAUGACUCAGCAGAGAUUCUCCUGCUUAUUGAAAGAAACAUGACUGAAGGCUUCCAUGUUAAGGAUCAGCGGGUCGGUUUGAAACACUCACCAUAUGCCCAAAGACUCCCAUUAGGUUGGGUUGUGAUAGGAGAGACCUGUCUCGGAAAACAACACAUAACAGAUGCUGUUAACGUAAACAAGACAUACACAAGCUAUGGACGACCAACACUGCUGAAACCAUGUGUCAAUAAUUUCAUGAUUAAACCCCUCCUUGAGAGACAGAGUAAGAAUACUGAUGUUUUUGAGACAACUGAAACUGAUGGCAGACCUGGUCUUUCAACUGAAGACCGUCAUUUUCUCGAAAUUUUAGAUGAGGACAUGUACCAGGGUGAGAAUGGGACCUGGACUGCACCUUUACCAAUGCGCAACCCACGGCCCCAUCUACCAAACAACAAGUUACAAGCAAAACAAAGGGCUCAAGCACUACAUAAAAGCCUGAACAAAGAUGAAAAUAAGAAGAAACAAAUGGCGGAGUUCAUGACAAGCAUCUUGAAGGCAGGGCACGCUGAAAUUGCACCUCCGGUUGAGAAUGAUAAAGAAGUAUGGUAUUUACCUCUGUUUGGUGUUCGUCAUCCACGCAAACCCGAUCAAAUUAGAGGUGUAUUUGACGCAUCAGCUGCAUAUGAAGGCAUCUCCCUCAACAGUAUCUUGCUACAGGGACCAGACUUGAUGAACAGACUCCUCCACGUUCUACUGAGCUUCAGGAAAGAACCCGUAGCAAUAAUGGGUGAUAUUGAGAAGAUGUUCUGUUGCUUCCAAGUGCAUACAAGUGCAAGUGAAGACUUCCUACGUUUCUUCUGGCACAGAGACAACAAUCUUUCUGAAGACCUGAUAGAAUAUCGAAUGACAGUGCACGUCUUUGGAAAUAAAUCCUCACCUGCCAUCGCCACAAGUGGUCUUAGAAGAAUUGCUGGAUGUGCUGCUGAGAAAUUCGGUUCUGAUGUUGAAGAUUUCGUCAACAAGAACUUUUAUGUAGAUGAUGGUUUGACCUCUCUGCCCACAGACGACGAAGCAAUAAACCUAUUGCAACGGACUCAAGACGCCCUCAAGACUUAUGGAAAGAUUGCCUCCAACAGUGUGAAGGUAAUGGAAGCAUUUCCAUCUGAAGAUAGAAACAAGGAUCUGCAGAAUAUAGACUUCACAGACCUGGGAAGUGCCUACCCCCUGCAAAGUAGUCUCGGUGUCUCUUAG
Haliotis rubra (blacklip abalone) is the source of this 1746-nucleotide messenger RNA. RefSeq lists its product as uncharacterized. The record is from RefSeq and is a predicted model, not a curated record. NCBI's taxonomy places the organism in Eukaryota, Metazoa, Mollusca, Gastropoda, Lepetellida, Haliotidae. The transcript has a single exon. The coding region runs from base 1 to 1746 and encodes 581 amino acids.